UAUAUAUUUUUGUGUUUUUAUGUGCAGUUGAUUUUCUCCAUUUGGAUGAACAUGGUAAAGUACCUUAGGCUGUAAAUACUGAUGUGUUUGACGUAGUUUACCUUAAAAUUGUCAUCCAUAUACAAAUAAAAUACUUCGUUUUUAUUUUGAAAAUCACACAACGCAAAAACCAAAGAAACCGCAGUGCUGCUCGUUCCUGAUUGGACGAUUAGACUUACUCUCAGCCUGACCAAUGAGCGAGCAGCAGGUGAUUAUAUAAACGCGUAGUCUCUGCCGGAGUCCAUGUUCUCGCGGGAAUAGCACGAAGUCAGUUACAAAGAUGUCUGGACGCGGAAAGAGCGGAAAAACCAGAGCGAAGGCGAAGUCCCGGUCCUCCCGGGCCGGGCUGCAGUUCCCGGUGGGCCGUGUCCACAGGCUGCUGAGGAAGGGUAACUAUGCUCAGCGUGUUGGUGCCGGCGCCCCGGUGUACCUCGCGGCUGUGCUGGAGUAUCUGACGGCUGAGAUCCUGGAGCUGGCCGGAAACGCCGCCCGCGACAACAAGAAGACCAGGAUCAUCCCCCGCCACCUGCAGCUGGCCGUCCGCAACGACGAGGAGCUGAACAAGCUGCUGGGCGGAGUGACUAUCGCUCAGGGCGGCGUGCUGCCCAACAUCCAGGCCGUGCUGCUGCCUAAGAAGACUGAGAAGGCCAAAAGAAGCUCCGGGAGAAGCGCGCUGAUAAUAACGGCUCUUUUAAGGGCCACACAUAACAUCUGAGAGCAGUACGACCUUAAAUGAACUACGGCGGGUCACAGCCCGGACUCACUGGUCUGACCCGCUCUGGGUAAACGUUUCAACCAAAAGCAGCUGUGACACAAACCCGUGUGUAAGUGUUGAAACCACAGUGAGCCAGCGGAGCGUCUGUAGCUAACGAUCAACUCCUGUGACGGCUCAUAAAGGACGCCGUCACUGCAAAGGCCAGAAGACCUGCGGCUGUUUGUUCACAUAUUUAUCUCUAUUCACAAUAAUGUUAACACAUCAGACUCACCUGUCUCCAUGUAGAUCCUGUUGUUUCAAUCCUGUGCUGUACAUUUGACACGGUUAUAAUCUGAACGUUUGCUUUAAGAUGAGCUCAUGUUUAUUAAAGUAUAGAUUCCAUAUAAGGGAAGGACAACAGGAUGAAGACACGCUGUGGAAGAGAAAACUAUUAAUAACCAGGAUGAUUCAGUACACAGAGGUCUAUGAAGACUUAAUAGUGAAGAAGAAACACCCACUGCAUCAUGGGAAUGCCCCAGCAGCCUACACCUAGCACCGUGACGGUCUGUGACCUGCAAUAUUUAGGCUCAGUUAACAGCUACAGCUUGUACACAGGUGUGUUUGCUGUAUUCCUGCUCUGCUCUUUAGUUUGGGUAAAGAUGCUCUCCUCCUCACUCACGUUCCUUCCACGCAUCACUGCAUGUACGUGCACCUCUCCACAGGUCUGCGUGGGGCUUUGUUCCACCGCUUGUAUCCCAUGACUGAAGUGGACACUGACACAGGGACAGUAUGCUGGGUCAUAGGUCAGUGAGCUUCACCACAUGGCUGAAGGUUUGUCUUCCUGUCCCCCUGCAGUGUGAAGGAGCUCAGGUGUGGCAGACCAGCCCUCUGCUCUAGU
Messenger RNA from Pundamilia nyererei, 1631 nucleotides. Its product is annotated as histone H2A-like. Gene Ontology annotation, cellular component: nucleosome. Lineage: Eukaryota; Metazoa; Chordata; Actinopteri; Cichliformes; Cichlidae. The transcript has a single exon. The record is from RefSeq and is a predicted model, not a curated record. Gene Ontology annotation, molecular function: protein heterodimerization activity; DNA binding; structural constituent of chromatin. The coding region runs from base 320 to 754 and encodes 144 amino acids.